CUAAUCCUUUCCAACAUGUUUGCUUCAAUUAUUUUACUAUGGAUCUGCGUGGUCUUCAUCAUCCUUCAACUGAAGUCUCGGAGACCCAAGAACUUUCCACCAGGACCCCCUGCCUUACCCAUAGUAGGAAACCUUUUGCACAUGAGCCUAGAAAACCCCCUGAAGGACUUUGAGAGGCUGAGGAAGUCUUAUGGAGAUGUCUACAGUCUGUACUUGGGCCUACAACCAGCUGUUGUUCUCAAUAGGAUGGAGGCCAUGAGGGCGGCCUUAGUGACCAAAGCCACUGAUUUUGCUGGACGACCCCAAGACCUGUUAGUUAAUAAUGCCACUAAGAGGAACGGAGUGGUUCUAGCAGAUUACGGUCCCAGCUGGAAGGAGCAUCGUCGCUUUGCUCUGAUGACUCUGAGAAACUUUGGCAUGGGGAAGAAUUCAAUGGAAGACAGAAUCCAUGGAGAGAUGCAGUACGUCAUAAAAACACUGGAGGAGAGCGUUGGCAAAUCCUUCAGUCCUCAAGUCAUGUUUCAUAAUGCAGCUUCCAACAUCAUCUGCCAGGUUCUGUUUGGUACACGCUUUGAGUAUCACGAUGAUUUCAUCAGAACAAUUAUUAGGUGCUUCAAUGAGAAUUCAAAGAUAGCUAAUGGACCGUGGUCUAUGCUGUAUGACUCCAUUCCUAUGAUUCGCAGCCUGCCGCUGCCCUUCAUGAAGGCCUUUAAGAACAUAGAGACCAUUGAGACUCUUUUGAAAGAUUUGUUGGAAAAGCACAAGAAGACCAGAGUCCCUGGAGAUCCACGAGACUUUGUUGACUGCUACCUGGAUGAGCUUGAUAAGAGGGUUGAGGAUGGUUCUUCAUUUUCAGAGGAUCGGCUGACUAUGCAUGCUCUGGAUAUUUAUUUUGCCGGGACUGACACAACCUCCAACACCCUACUUGCUGGUUUCCUUUACCUUUCAACACACCCACACAUACAAGAGCGCUGUCAGCAGGAGAUAGACUCUGUGUUGGAAGGAAAGGAUCGGGUCAGUUUUGAUGACAGACACAACAUGCCAUUCAUGCAGGCUGUGAUCCAUGAAGUCCAGAGGGUGGCCAACAUCGUCCCACUGAGCGUCUUCCACUGUACAACAAAAGACACAGAGGUCAUGGGAUAUUCAAUUCCUAAGGGAACGCUGAUCAUCCCUAACCUGGGCUCAGUGCUGAAUGAGGAGGGACAAUGGAAACACCCUCAUGGAUUCCACCCUGAAAACUUCCUCAAUGACAAGGGAGAGUUUGUCAAACCAGAGGCCUUCAUGCCUUUCUCUGCAGGUUCUCGUGUAUGUCUGGGGGAGAGUCUGGCCCGUAUGGAGCUUUUCCUCAUCAUGGUGACACUGCUGAGGAAGUUUAAGUUCAGCUGGCCUGAGAACGCUGGAGAGCCAGACUACACUCCGGUCUAUGGAAUCACUCAGACUCCCCAACCCUACAGCAUGAAAGUCCAGCUCAGAGCAACGCAGUAAGGCUGGAGGAAUGAGCCUGAAUAACAGAGAUGGCGUUUAAAGGGACAGUUCAGACUUUCUGUGAGGAUGUAUGGAGUAAUUAUCAGUUGUGAGUGAAUUACAAACACAUGAGACAACCAUCAGCACUGCUGCUGUUUGAAGAAUCUGGGUGGAGAGCUGAAGAAUACGUCCAGAAAAUAUUAAUGCUAUUUAACAAAUAUUUUACUGCUUAAUCAGAGGGAAAUCAUUUCUACUGUGAAAAUGUUCAGUUUGAAAAUUAAUACAUCUGAAGCUUCAAUAAAAUAAAAAAUUAUUUUACAUUUUCUUUUCAGUAUGCAAACUGAAAUCAUACAGUCAAAAAAUAUUUCAGAGAAAAAGUAAUUACAACAUUAUUUAAAAGUAUGAAAGACCUACAACUAUGGGGCUCUGUAGUAAGAACCCCAAGAUUGGUUCCUGGCCUUAAAAAAAACAUGAUUUUUAAAUAUCAGCUCAUUUU
Molecule: messenger RNA, 1960 nt
Organism: Cheilinus undulatus (humphead wrasse)
Lineage: Eukaryota; Metazoa; Chordata; Actinopteri; Labriformes; Labridae
Product: cytochrome P450 2F2-like
Exons: 11
Coding region: 16-1485 (489 amino acids)
Biological process (GO): xenobiotic metabolic process
Cellular component (GO): cytoplasm; intracellular membrane-bounded organelle
Molecular function (GO): oxidoreductase activity, acting on paired donors, with incorporation or reduction of molecular oxygen, reduced flavin or flavoprotein as one donor, and incorporation of one atom of oxygen; heme binding; iron ion binding
Source: RefSeq, a predicted model, not a curated record